AUGAAAGGAGGGAUUCAUGAGAAUCUACCUGCAUGGUUAGAGAGAUUAAUGGGUGAAACAUUCUUUGGUGGUUGUGGGGUCCAUCAAGAUAGAAAGAAGAACGAGAAGAACGUCCUUUGCUUACACUGUUGUCUCUCUGUAUGUCCUCACUGUCUCCCUUCCCACCGCCAUCACCCUCUCCUCCAGGUGAGAAGGUAUGUUUAUCAUGACGUGGUUCGAUUAAGUGAUAUUGAAAAGCUGAUAGAUUGUUCCAAUAUUCAAGGCUAUACGAUUAACGGUGCAAAAGUGAUAUUCAUAAAAGAGAGGGUUCAGUCAAGGUCAUGCAAAGAUACUGCCAACGUUUGCUGCUCUUGUCACAGGAUUCUUCAGGAACCCUUCCAUUUCUGUUCUCUCUCAUGCAAGGUUGAUGACAUGUUAUGCAAGGGGGAAAGUUUGUCGAGCAUAUUAUACCGAUUCAAUGAAUCAGAUUUUUCAUACCAUUCCCAGUUCGUCGAGGGUUUAAGGGUUGAUAGCUCUGAGGUUAUUGACGAAGAUAAUGCCCAUUUUGCCCCUACUACUGAGGAAGCUACAUGCUGUUCAAUGAAUAAUAACACUAUUUCAUCCUGUGAAGAAGAUCACAACAACAAUAAACCCAAUGGUAAUUUCUUCCUCUCUCUUGGAAGUUGCAGGAGAAAGGGUGCACCUAAGAGGGCUCCUCUCUCCUAG
Messenger RNA from Lathyrus sativus (Indian pea), 705 nucleotides. The record is from the annotation of a GenBank genome assembly. NCBI's taxonomy places the organism in Eukaryota, Viridiplantae, Streptophyta, Magnoliopsida, Fabales, Fabaceae.